CCGGCGACCAUGGCCGCCCUCUGACCCCCUCCCCGGCGCGCGCCUCCUCCUCGCCGCCCCCCCCCCCAGCCCAGCCCGGCCGGCCCCGGGCCCCCACUUCUGCCUGCGCUGUGCCCCCCACCCAGCCGCCGGCACGGCCCCGCCCCCGCUGCCCCGGUGGUGGCCCACGGCCCCCCGGCUGCCCGUGGUCAAACUGGAGUCGCUGAAGCGCUGGAACGAGGAGAGGGGCCUGUGGUGCGAGAAGGGGGUGCAGGUGGUGCUGACCACGGUGGGCGCCUUCGCGGCCUUCGGCCUCAUGACCAUCGCCAUCAGCACCGACUACUGGCUGUACACGCGCGCGUUCAUCUGCAACACCACCAACCUCACGGCCGGCGACGACGCGCCGGCCCACCGCGGGGGCAGCGGCUCCUCGGAGAAGAAGGACCCCGGCGGCCUCACCCACUCGGGGCUCUGGAGGAUAUGCUGCCUGGAAGGGUUGAAAAGAGGUGUCUGCGUGAAGAUCAACCAUUUCCCGGAGGACACGGACUACGACCAUGACAGCGCGGAGUAUCUGCUCCGAGUCGUCCGGGCCUCCAGCAUCUUUCCCAUCCUCAGCGCCAUCCUGCUGCUGCUCGGGGGCGUGUGCGUGGCGGCCUCCCGGGUCUACAAAUCCAAGAGGAACAUCAUUCUGGGCGCAGGGAUCCUGUUCGUGGCAGCAGGCCUGAGCAACAUCAUCGGCGUGAUCGUGUACAUCUCGGCCAACGCGGGCGAGCCGGGUCCGAAGCGGGACGAGGAGAAGAAGAACCACUACUCGUACGGCUGGUCCUUCUACUUCGGCGGGCUGUCGUUCAUCCUGGCCGAGGUGAUCGGCGUGCUGGCCGUCAACAUCUACAUCGAGCGCAGCCGCGAGGCGCACUGCCAGUCUCGCUCGGACCUGCUCAAGGCCGGCGGGGGCGCGGGCGGCAGUGGCGGGAGCGGCCCCUCGGCCAUCCUCCGUCUGCCCAGUUACCGCUUCCGCUACCGCCGCCGCUCCCGCUCUAGCUCCCGCUCCAGCGAGCCGUCGCCGUCGCGGGACGCGUCUCCCGGCGGCGCCGGGGGCCCGGGCUUCGCCUCCACGGACAUCUCCAUGUACACUCUCAGCCGCGACCCGUCCAAGGGCAGCGUGGCCGCGGGGCUGGCGGGGGCCGGCGGCGGCGGCGGCGGUGGCGGAGCCGGCGGGGCGUACGGCGGCGCGGCGGCGGGCGCGGGCGGCGGCGGCGGGGCGGGCGCCGAGCGGGACCGCGGGGGGGCGCCCGGCUUCCUCACGCUGCACAAUGCCUUCCCCAAGGAGGCGGGCGGCGGGGUCACGGUCACGGUCACCGGGCCGCCCGCCGCGCCCGCGCCCGCCCCGCCUGCGCCCGCGGCGCCAGCCCCCGGGACCCUGGCCAAGGAGGCCGCCGCCUCCAACACCAACACGCUCAACAGGAAAACCACGCCGGUGUAGGGGCGCGCCGGGGGGCGCCGAGGGGGCGUGUCCGGGGCGCGUGCGCGGGCGCGCGUGCAACGAGGCUGCCGGGGUGGGGCGGGGGCGCCCCCCCUCCCCCCUCCCCGCGAGCGCGCUGGAGAACUGCGUGGCCCUCCCCGCGCCCCGCCUUCCGAUCGGGGACCCUGAGGGAGGGAGCCGUCAGGAGGGGGCGUCGUGUUUUAUUUAUUUACUUUUUUUUGUGGGUUGGCGGGGCGGGGGGAGGGCUGUGGAGUUUUUUUGCAGUUUUGAGAUGUUUUCUUUUUAAUGUUUUGCUGUGUGCAUGUGGGGGCGGGGCGGUGGGGGAGGGAGGGACUCCCAGCCCAGCCCGGCCCAACUCCUGGAGAGGGGCCCAUAACACACGAAUAUAUAGUUAUACCUACAAACUAUAUAUAUGCCCUUUGUAAAGAGAUAGAAAGGUAAAGAGAAGGCAGGCAGAAAGGCAAAGUAACGAGGAGUGGAUGUGGGCAUUCAUUCAUUUUUUCAUUCAUUAUUCCACAAGGGUUUAUUAAGUGCCUGUUGUGUACCAGGAAGGCGCUGGAGAGGGAACAUAAACAGGCGAUCAGAGUGACUGGUUCAUUCAUUAUCCGAAAUUUAUUUGUGCACCUAAGCACUAGGCGUUGUGCCAGAUGCUGAGGCUACAGAAAGGAGGAAGACAGACAGGGUCUCCCCAGCGUCCUCCAGAGUUUGCAUCUUGUGCAGGAGACAGACGUUAAUCAAAGAACUGUGUGUACAAGCAGCAAGGUACAGUUAGGACACAGGAGAAGUCUGAAAUGCUACAAAAUGUUCUGUCAGGGAUGGGUAACCCAGUUUAAAAGGAAGAAAUAUUUUAGCUGACAUUGAAAGGAUGACAGGAAGCCAGCCAGGUGAGGCUGGAAGUGUGGCAGCCAGAGAACAGCAUAUGCCAAGGCCCAGGGGCAGGAAGAGCUUAAGGGAGGGCUACGGCAUAGUGCGCUGGGUGCAGAUGGGCCAAGAUGAUGCCGGAGAUGUAAACAGAGCCAGACUGCCCAGGGCCUCAGGAUUUUGGAUUUUAUUCUGAGGGCAGCAGGGGGCCCUGGAAUGGCUUUCAAAGGGAACAUAACGUGAAUGGAGUACAAAAGGGAGGCAGGAACUCAAAGAAGAGAGUGAGAGGCAGAGACAGGCUGAAAUUCAGCAUCAAACACAGGCACUGGCCCUUGAAACUCACACUCCUGGGAGGACGCAGAUAAUCACACAAAAUACUGAAGCACAGGCAUGGUGUCUGGUGCGAUUUAGACAUUUGUGUUUCAUUCAUUCAUUAAUUCAGCCAUUCACUCAUUGACAUUUCUGUGCCUCUGCGAACACACCAGGCAGUAUGUUGGAAUCAGGAUUGCCCCAGAUGAAACAGACCCUCUCCUUGCUCUCAAAGAGGAGUCGUCAAAAACUGCAAUCCAGGCAGGGUGAUGGGCACUGUGACAGGGACCACAAUGGGGAGAACAGAGUGACCAAGUCCCAGGAGUGGGCUGUACUCAGGGAGACUUCCUGGAGAACAUAAGUCCCAGCCUAGGUUUAAAAAGGAUGAGUAGGAAUCUGCCAAGGGAUGAAGGGGGUGACUCAUGCAAAGGCCAGGGGGGCGACAUUGCAUGCUGUACUGGGGACAGAGCUCAGAGAUCUGGGAUGCUGGAGGACGGGGGUGGUGGUGGUGGUUAGGUCAGAGAAGCAGCUGGAAACCAGAGUCAGAAGUGCUGGAGUUCCAGGCUGCGGGGUUUGGGCUUUAUUCUGAGGGUAGUGGGGAGACGGGGGACAGCUUUGAGCAGCAGAAGGGCAGGACUGGACGUGGGUGUGAGAAGGAGCCACUCGGGAAAGGGGUGAACAGGAGGCUGGUGCUGUGGGAUGUGGCCAGUGAGCUGAGCAAGGGCUGUGGGGUGCAGGGGGAUGCAUCUGAAGGCUAUGGACGAUGCAGGAAGCACAUGGUGCUUAGUGGAUGUCCCUUUGCUCAGUGAAUAUCUCCCAAGGUCUCCUGUGUGGCAGGCCCUGUGCAGGGCGAUGCUGGGGGUUGGAGAUGCUUCAGACCCUGCCCUGCCCUCUAAGGCCCCCCCAGUCUUGUGGGAAGCCAGACACGGACACAAAUGGGGAGGGGUGGUAAUUGGUGGUGCCCAGGGGCAGCCUCUGUCCCGAUGACGAUGACGAAGUGAGGCAGCAGAAAGGGGCAGAGCAAAGGAGGGACAGAAUCAGGUUGGGUGUUGGGAGUUCCCCUCAGGCGCCUUGUGGGUAGUGGGUAGACUAGAAAGAGGGGGAGCCUGGAGGGCAGAGGGCCAGGGAGGAACUCCCUGGGGACAGUUGCAGGGAGAGAAGGUGGAGAGUGUGGGGAAAGGAAUACAAGUUAGCAAGAGUCAGAGAACUGAGUGUAGGGAAGAUGUAUGGAGAGAAGGGCAGGGAGUGGUGGAGUCAAAAGAGUUUGGUGGGAGGAGGAAGGCCUGGUUAGGGCGCAGUGGAGUCUAGGUCCAAAGGCCAAACCUAGAGCGAGAAAGAGGGGGAAGAUGGGCAGAAGGCGGGGAGGAGAGAGAAGUGGGGGAGGGGGGCGGGGGAAGGAGG
This is a messenger RNA of Acinonyx jubatus (cheetah), 4033 nucleotides long. It is a transcript of the gene CACNG8, whose product is annotated as calcium voltage-gated channel auxiliary subunit gamma 8. The transcript is spliced from 4 exons. Lineage: Eukaryota; Metazoa; Chordata; Mammalia; Carnivora; Felidae. Gene Ontology annotation, molecular function: voltage-gated calcium channel activity; channel regulator activity. Bases 296 to 1462 code for a protein of 388 amino acids. Gene Ontology annotation, cellular component: postsynaptic density membrane; AMPA glutamate receptor complex. The record is from RefSeq and is a predicted model, not a curated record. Gene Ontology annotation, biological process: neurotransmitter receptor internalization; neurotransmitter receptor transport, postsynaptic endosome to lysosome; regulation of AMPA receptor activity.